This is a messenger RNA of Rotaria sp. Silwood1, 564 nucleotides long. The record is from the annotation of a GenBank genome assembly. NCBI's taxonomy places the organism in Eukaryota, Metazoa, Rotifera, Eurotatoria, Philodinida, Philodinidae.
AUGAUAUUUCCAUCAUUACAAUAUAAGUCACCAAUUGUUCAUCGUUCCAUAUCGGAAAAUCGUAUAACUACUGAUGAAAAAACUCUUAUAAUAGUUGAUGAUCCUGACUUGAAAUCAACAAAAUUUGGUACUAUAAAAAUUGGUAUUCGUUAUCUUAUUCAUAGUUCAGUUUUAUCUGUAACAGUAUAUGCAUGCAAAGAACUUAUGAAUGUUCAUCAACGGAAUUUACCGGAUCCAUAUGUACGUCUUUAUUUAAUACCGGAUUUCAAACACGAUAAAAAGAAAACAAAAUCUAUUCAUGAUACACUUAAUCCAACCUAUGAUGCUUUAUUUGAAUGGCAAGCAUCAUUAGCGAAAAUACGUCGACAACGUCUGUAUUUAAGUAUCAGAAAUAAUUCACCUUUAUUUAAACAAGAGCGAACAUAUAUGGGUGAUCUUCAAAUUGAUUUAUCAAAUAUGGAUCCAGAAAAAAAAAGUAUUGCUUGGUAUGCAUUACAACAGUCAAAUACAAGCGGUGGUGGCAUUAUAAAAGUUAAAGAUGAUACAUUAGAAUCAAAUGAAUAA